CGUUUGCAAACGUCACGGCAGCUGACUGUGGGAAAGGUUUUGUUGUGCUCUAUUCUCGCCCUGGGUGAAAGUGUUUGCAGCAACAAAUCAGUGCGAAAACAAAAGAAAAUCCACCAUCGGUGGCAACUAAUUCCAAGUGUGUCUUUAUUGGAAAUCGUCACCUCACCCACAGUGCCUGCAUGGUUUAAUCGUACCUGCCCUUUGCAAUCUUCUCCAUUCGUCCGUCCUUAUUGCUUUCUGACGCACGAACAGAAUCACGAAAACAUCCAACACAUUCAACGCACCCAGCCACCAUUCAACCCGAAGGCCACCCAAGCUGGUCGAAUGUCGAAUUAGACCAGCAGCGGAGCUAGCAAGCCAUGAGCACAGCGGAGCCGAACGCGCCGACCUCCCAGCAGGCCCUCCAGGCGGCCCUGCAAACACUGAAGGAGCGGUGUCAAACGUUCCAGCGCCGAAUUGCCCUGCUGGAGGAGGAGAACGAUUCGCUCCGGUCGCUGCAAACCAGAGCGACCGUGGCGGAGCAGCUGCAGCUCGACAGUAGCCGGCCGGCCAACCAGACCGAGCUGCGCCAGCUGCGCGAAAGUGUGGCCGAGCUGACGCACCAAAAGAUGCAGCUGGCGGAACAGAUCGCGAUGGUCGACACGGAGAACCGGCAGCUCUGGCGUCGGCUCUCGCUGAUCGUGAAGGAUCUCGGCGAAGUGACCGUCGGUCCCUCCACCACACUCACAGUCACGGUCAAUCAGCCCCUGCAGCAGCAGCAGCAGCAGCACCAGCGGACAUCAACCACGCAACCUUCCCAGAAUCUGAUCCGCUCGCGCACGUUCACCAAGCACGCGCCGAAUCCGAAGCUGCGGGAGCGGGCCCACCGAGACGGCUCCACCGACGAGGAGCCGCUCAAUCUGGAGGACAUUUCGCUGCUCAACACGUGCGGCUUUCUGGAGAGCUCGGGCGUGGACGCCGGCCUGGACGACGACGGGGAGCUGCUGCGGGCCGCCCUCGAGGCCAACCCGGACCUGAGCCGCUGCACCGACGGACUGCUGGACAUUAAGCGCGAGCUCGCCCGCCAGCAAAUGCUCAUGCGUGACCUAUAUCAACAGUUUGCGCAAGAGCUAAACAGCCGUGCCCACACAGAAGCGGAAAAGCUGAUGAAGGACGUGAUGGUGGAGGUGGUGGAGUGUGAGCUGCCGCCCCGGAAGGCGAAGGUGCCCGCCCAGCCCGCUAGGGACGAGGCCAGUCCGUCCGCGCUAAUGUUCGGCAAGGUCGGCAUGAGCCUGCUGCUGCAGGAGAAGCUGCGGGCGGGCGGGAUGAAGCGGACCUGCCCGAUGUGCGGCGCGCUGUACGGGCCCGAGACGGCGUUCGACGACUUUCAGGCGCACGUCGAGGCGCACUUCCUGACUGAGGGCGAAACAGCGAUGGAGGAGCUCAGCCUGGAUCGGUACAACGAGUAUAACGCGUCACAGCCGGUGGGAGACUUCUGACCGUCGCCGGGCCCGGGCCCGGCCCGCAGCCGGAUCUUUUUCUCCAGCGAACUCUAGCCGCCCCUACCCCCCCCUACUCCACCCCUUUUGUUCCUACCAGGCGGGUGAGGUGGGUGUGCUAAAACGCUGGCAGUGCCGCAUCUUCCUCCGCUGUCGUGCGCUUUUUGCUGAAGUUUACUUUGAUGUCCGCAACUCCUGUAUUUAGUAGUAGCAGUGCUGCAAAAUGACACUGUCUGAAUGUCAUAAAAACAAAUUUGACUGAAACAAAAUCCAUGUCAGCGUUACGUAGUCAUUUGUGAUAAUCAGAGGUGAUACUCAAAACGAUUGGUGUGAUCAAUGCGUGACAUUUCGUGACAUUUUUGCGACCACCGCUUGGCCAGUCACUAGGUCAUGACUUUUUUUUACUGUGAGCAGUUCUGCAAGAUUUCACUGUCAUAUACAUGACAAAUUCUGGGUGAAACAAAAUAAUGUCAGCGUCAUGAGCUCUACCGUGAUGAUCAGAGGUGAGACUCAAACAGGUGUGACCAUCACAUGCUUGGUGACAUUGUGUGCUACCAGCCCUUGGUCGCGACAUUUUCUGUCGGUGAUCAUCACGACAGUCAUGGGAGAUGUGCGGAGUGUGCCAGUGGUUCCAAGAUACAAAAUGAGCAUGUUUUCUCGUUCUGUUUGACGCGACAUAGCGAGAAAGAAGGAUUAUUUUGUUGCUUAGGACCACACGCCAAGUAUAUUCCAAGAAUGUCGUGAUUAUCAUUGAGAGAAAAUGUCUUGACCAAGUGAGUGACCAAUCGUUGAGUGUUCCAAAAAAUCACCGCUGAUCAUUACAGUUGUGUACGUGAGCUGACUUGAACUUCGUUUCAGUCAUGAGUGUUGGUGACUGAAACGGUGGCAUUAGGCAGCACUGUUCACUGCCUUAAAAAAAAGUCUUGAUUAUGCUUGUGACGGCAUUAAGCUCAGUAUUUCAGUCAGAGUAUCGGGCUUGACUCAAGCACUCGCAUAUCGUGUUCGGCAUGUCAUGACGCACUUUCAUUGAGUGUCAGUAAUGAGCAUCAAGCUGCCACGGAUAUUUUCAUUGUUUUCGGUGGUGAUCGUCACGUGAUGGUCAUGACAUUUUGCAGCACUAAGUAGUAGUGAGCAAUGCAAACACAUCAGAACAAAAACCAAGGCAAACAGUGUGUGUGUGUGUGUGUGUGCUACCUCACCGUUCUUGCACACCUGUCGGGCUUGUAAAGGGUAAUCAGGUUUAAGGAAGGUGCAAGGCGUCUUUACCUAAGUAAUUUUUUUUCCUAACUACGAUAUUAAUCAGAAUAAAGAUCUUGUUACAUCUUUGUA
Anopheles coluzzii is the source of this 2807-nucleotide messenger RNA. RefSeq names its product protein spindle-F (gene spn-F). The record is from RefSeq and is a predicted model, not a curated record. The transcript has 2 exons. Lineage: Eukaryota; Metazoa; Arthropoda; Insecta; Diptera; Culicidae. The coding region runs from base 360 to 1478 and encodes 372 amino acids.